AUGGGCCCCUGAACCGCCUCCUCAUGCUGCUGCCAGGCCCGUAAUCUGCCAUGGGCCCCUGUACCGCCUCCUCAUGCUGCUGCCAGGCCCGUAAUCUGCCAUGGGCCCCCGUACCGACUCCUCAUGCUGCUGCCAGGCCCGUAAUCUGUCCAUGGGCCCCUGUACCGCCUCCUCAUGCUGCUGCCAGUCCAGAGUGUGUCAUGGGUCCCUGUACGGUCUCCCAUUGCUGCUGUCUCCAUCGCCACACUCUGCCAUGUGCCACUUUCAGGUCUCCUCACACUGCUGGUGGGUUCCAUUUUGUCAUAGGGUGCUGGCAGAUUACGGCCUCCCCAUUGCUGCUGCCAGUGCCCGUAAUCUGCCAUGGGCCCCUGUACCGCCUCCUCAUGCUGCUGCCAAAGUCCAGAGAGUGUCAU
Messenger RNA from Staurois parvus, 413 nucleotides. The record is from the annotation of a GenBank genome assembly. Lineage: Eukaryota; Metazoa; Chordata; Amphibia; Anura; Ranidae.